Messenger RNA from Rhopilema esculentum, 3163 nucleotides. RefSeq lists its product as uncharacterized. The record is from RefSeq and is a predicted model, not a curated record. Lineage: Eukaryota; Metazoa; Cnidaria; Scyphozoa; Rhizostomeae; Rhizostomatidae.
UAGACCAAUAAACAUCGCGAAGUGUUUCUUUAAAAGUGAGGAUUUUAUCACAACAAAGCAAAAGGUGCAUUGGCGAACGGAAGCUCGUUGACAUAAUUCUAGUGAGAAGAGGCGCUGGCUCAAGUCGCAACAAUAUCAAACAGUCAUGAACACCGCUUUGUCAAUGUUGUCAGUGCUCCUCCUUUUUGGCAGCACAUAUGCUACUGACCAAAAUAUUACAGAAGGAGACGUACAAGUGAAAAUACGAGGACAAUCUGGGAAGAUCUCCUUUUCCAAAGGAAAUGCAACAGUAACUGUCAACUUUGACUACAUCAAAGAAUUGGAUAAGGAUGGCAAUGAAGUUGGUGCAACGGGUAAAAAGAAGCAUUCAAUCAAUACCUUUGCAAGAGAAUCAUUUACCUUCAAAACUUCUGGUUUGAGGACAGAAUACCAAAACAUCUCUGUCAAGCAUACCCAAUUUGAAGCAACAAUUUCUGGUCCUGGAGCAAAACUCACUGUUGAUAUCUUCAUCUUUAAAGAAAGUGGCAAUGUUUCUACUUCUGAAAAUGAAACCCUGGAAGUAAAACCAGGCACAAUCAAGUUCAACAUUAUGUUGGGAAAUUGGUCAUUCUGUGGAGGACCUGAAGGUGAUAACUGCAAGAAAGGGGGUUCUUCUGAAAUUGGUACGCAAGUUGAGUUUGGUAUUGAGAUCAAGGGUCGAAACAAACCAUCAAAGAAAUCUAAAGCAAAAGGAAAGGGUCGUAAAGUUGAAACACUAGAUUUGGGUGAUGCAGAUUGUACUCUUAGUGGUGAGGUUAAUGUUGAUGGCUUCUGGGAAGAAAUGGUUUCCUCAUACCCAAAAGUUGAAACCAAAGGAGGAAAAACCUUGUUCCAAUUCCGUUUUCCAAAAUUCAAUUCAUCUGUCAAAUAUGAUCCAACUGUUGAAUUGUCUGAGGGAUCUUCUUCAGGAGACAAUGGAACUGUUAUUGUUCCUGACAAAAACAUGACUGAGGGGGACAUUGAAGUCAUAAUUCUUGGACAAUCUGGCAAGAUGACAUUUAAAGGAAAGAAAAGUUCCGUCACUGUAAACUUUGACUACAUCAAAGAACUUGAUAAGGAUGGGAAUGAAGUUGGUGCAAGUGGCAAAAAGAAGCAUUCAAUCAAUACUUUUGCAAGAGAAUCAUUUUCUUUUAAAACAGCUGGUAUGAAAACAGAAUACCAAAACAUCUCUGUCAAGCAUACCCAAUUCGAAGCCACAAUUUCUGGUCCUGGAGCAAAACUCAUUGUUGAUAUCUUCAUCUUUAAAGGAAGUGGAAAUCUUUCCACUUCCAAUAAUGAAUCACUUGAAGUGAAGAAAGGCGACAUUAAAUUUAACAUAAAGCUAGAAAGUUGGACCUUCUGUGGUGGUUCUGGAGGAGACUCUUGCUCGAAAGGAGGUUCUUCUGAAGCUGGUACCCAAGUUGAGUUUGGUAUUGAAAUCAAGGGUCGAAGCAAGCCAACAAAGAAAUCUAAAGCAAAAGGAAAGGGUCGAAAAGUUGAAACCCUAGAUCUGGGUGGUGCUGAUUGUACUCUUAGUGGUGCAGUUAAUGUUGAUGGCACUUGGCAAGAAAUGGUUUCCUCGUACCCAAAAGUUGACACCCAAGGAGCAAAAACUUUGUUCAAAUUCCGAUUCCCAAAAUUCAGCUCAUCUGUCACAUAUGAUCCAACAGUUUCACUGUCAUCAGACUCUUCUUCUGGAGGCAAUGGAAGUGUUGUCAUUCAAGAUAAAAACAUGACUGAAGGGGAUAUUAAGGUCAACAUUCUUGGACAAUCUGGCAAAAUGCAGUUUAAAGGAACGAAAAGUUCGGUCACUGUAAACUUUGACUACAUCAAAGAGUUGGACAAUAGUGGAAAUGAAGUAGGUGCAACUGGCAAAAAGAAGCACUCGAUCAAUACAUUUGCAAGAGAAUCAUUUACCUUCAAAACAUCUGGUUUGAAAACAGAAUACCAAAACAUCUCUGUCAAGCAUACCCAAUUUGAAGCAACGAUUUCUGGUCCUGGAGCAAAACUCACUGUUGAUAUCUUCAUUUUCAAAAACAGCGGCACUGUCAAAACUUCAAAUGAUGAGUCACUUGAUGUAAAGAAAGGAACAAUCAAGUUCAACAUAAAGAUAGAGAGCUGGACAUUCUGUGGAGGAGCUGGAGGUGACACUUGCUCAAAAGGCAGUUCUUCUGAAGUUGGAAACCAAAUAGAAUUUGGAAUUGAAAUUAAAGGUCGCAGCAAAGCAUUAAAGAAAACCAAAGCUAAAGGAAAAGGUUCUAAAGUUGAAACACUUGAUUUGGGUGACGCAGAUUGCACACUUAGUGGAGAGGUCGAUGUAGAUGGAACUUGGCAAAAAAUGUCAUCUGGUUUCCCAAAAGUGGAAGAGAAGAACAGCAAGCAACUGUUUAUUUUCCGGUUUCCAAAAUUCAGUUCAUCUGUCAAGUAUGACCCAACCAUUGACAUGGCACCUGAUAACUGGCCUUCUGACUCUGCCUCUGGCAUGCAAAUUGGCAUUUUAUCUACCGUUAUGGCAAUUGCUGCACUUUUGAGACUGCUUUUGCUGGGAUGAGUUUCAUGCUGACACUUCUUGUGAUUUUCGUGGGAAAUUUCCAAGUGAAAAGAUCUCAUUUUCUUGUUAUGAAGUGCAAAUAAGAACUGCUAAUAAUAAUCACAUUAUCUUUAUUUCUGAUGAGGGGCAUAUGUCAUUCAUACAUAAAUGUAGUCAUGUGAAAUCCCGUGGCCCUUAGGAGAAUACUUUUUGGGGGUGAAAUUUUAGCAGUGUGUGAGUAUUUCUUGGUACAUCAAUUCUGAGUAAUUUACUUCAUUUUGGGAGGUUGCAUAAUUUUUUAUACUGUGCUGGCAGUAGAUGUUAACAUGUUUUCUGUGAAGUAACUUAGAUAAUCAAGUAGCAAUAUUGCAUUGUUAAGAUAACAAAGCACAAGAAGUAUAGUUUAUCUUCUUUACUUUAUCAUUUAAUGGAUUGAUUUUUCGUAAUUAGAGCUUUUCAUAUAUGAAACUUAUUUUUUGCAAGGAUGUACACAAAAACUGACCUAGUUAAAUUAUCUUCUGAAACUAUUAACUUCUGAUGUAAAUUGUGACACAUGACUGAUAACAAAAUAUUUGUUACAUGAACUAUAUAACAUUAAAUUAAAUUAUUCCAAAA